AGGCUAGAAGAUCUGAUAGUGUAUUUUUUUUAGGCUUCUUUUACAGUGUUUCAGAAAUAACAGAUAUAAAAUGAACAGUACAUGCCUUGGUAUAAAUGGAUUCAACAAAUUGGGACGAGCUAUUUUGACUGCCUCGUUUCUAGACCCAACGAUCACCGUUACCGCCAUCAAUGAUCCUUUCUUUAAUAUAGACUUCAUGUGCUACCUACUUCGACAUGAGUGCCCACAUAUUGGUAAUUUAACCUCGGAGGGGGGGGAAUACCUUGUGAUCAACGAUACGCAUAAGAUACUGAUUACCAAUGCACAUGAAUGCUCUUCAAUGAGUUGGGGCCAACAACACGUUGACGUAGUGGUGGAGUGCAGUCGAGUUUAUACAACGCGUGAUCGUUGUUGGGCUCACCUCGCGGUGGGAGCUCCAACCGUCGUUAUUGCUGCACAGAGCGUAGACGCGGCAUUGGUUCAUAUUAUGGUGAAUGAAGAUAUGUUGGAUAAAAAAUUGCCUGUUAUCUGCGGCGGUGAUCUUAUUGGAGCCGUGAUGGCGCCUUUUGUGGAUAUUCUGUUGCGGUAUGCGGGUAUCGAUGAGAUCGUGUACACUGCCAUUCACGGAUCGCUUCCCCUUGACUCUGGUGGUGGUCGUUCCCUAGCUUUUUCAGAGUGGUGUCAAGCGAGAUAUACUGCAUUUGCCUCGGAUUCUAUCACCUCUUAUCGUCAUGAAGGUGCUUAUACUUUGAACAAAUUAUUCCCACAAUUAAAGGGAAAGAUUAGCGGCAAUGCGUACCAGGUGUCAACGCAUCAAGGUUGUAUGGUCGAUAUAUAUGCACACAGCACGAAAAUUCCAUUUCUCGAUAAAUCAGAACUGAAUGAGGUCCUUUUGAAAGCAAUCAAGCAAGACAAGUACAAGAAUUUUAUUGACUCGUCUGCGCCUAAUGAAGCGUUAUUAAGUGCAGAUUGCGUCGGACACCAUGAAAUCAUAUAUGAACAAGAGUCUUUGUCUUGUAUGCCGACAUCUAGUACGUACCGAAUGCGCCUAUGGAUGGACUUAGAACGUUGUUAUGCAAUCGAUUUGAUUGAAAUGAUCAAGAGAAUCUCAGAGGCUAAAAAUAUAAAUAACAUAAACUGAUGUAAUUAAUAUUAUCCAUCUAUGUUAGACAUAGUAUUUCUACUUUGCCUUUUAUUUUAUUUUUUAGGUGUGCACUUCAAUUCAUAAACCUAGCUUAUGCAUUACAGGUGUGUAACAUCUAUAUGGUGACAUUCGAAUAUUUUUAUGUAAAAAGCAACUUGUUUUACAGUCAAAAAAAU
Phytomonas sp. Hart1 is the source of this 1299-nucleotide messenger RNA. The record is from the annotation of a GenBank genome assembly. NCBI's taxonomy places the organism in Eukaryota, Euglenozoa, Kinetoplastea, Trypanosomatida, Trypanosomatidae.